This is a messenger RNA of Alligator sinensis (Chinese alligator), 2738 nucleotides long. Its product is annotated as tyrosine-protein phosphatase non-receptor type substrate 1-like. The record is from RefSeq and is a predicted model, not a curated record. The coding region runs from base 475 to 1464 and encodes 329 amino acids. NCBI's taxonomy places the organism in Eukaryota, Metazoa, Chordata, Crocodylia, Alligatoridae. The transcript has 7 exons.
CCCAAGGUGGUGGUUGGAGAGAACAAGGCUGGGAACAGGCAAUGCAUCUCCCCCUUUCUACAGCCAACACAGCUAAAUCCUCCAUCCAGCCCUGUACUCACCCCAAAUCCUGUAUUCACAGUUUGGAGAGAAUUUGCAAGGGAUUAAGAUAAGAAACAGCUAUGAAGAGUCAGGAAAAAAUCAGAAGUGACAAAUGAAAGGAAUAGGAACCCUAAACCAGGAAGUUACAUAGUUGUGAUUCUAAUUUCAGCCUCGGAGGAGGGCCCACAUUUACUGAAUAUUGUCAUAUGAAUAGCAGCCUAGGACUUUUUUGCCUAAGCCUCUAAGGUGACAUCAAGAUCUCCAGUUCUUCUUGAUAGAGAUUCUGCUGUACUUGAGGGUCUGAAGGCAGCACAUAGCCCAAUGCAUGCCAACCAUUCACUAAGUUGGCCAACAAGCCACAGCUGAGUAGAAAAUAACGUACAGCUGCAAGAGAUGAUGCUGUUCAGGAAACUUCAGUGGUCCAAAGGGAAGGCUAUUUCACCAGUGCUUUUAAUAUAUGCUGUCUUCUGGAGCUCGGGGUUGCAUCAGGAUGCAUCCACUGCAAGGAGACGAAAUGUGGUCUCAUUACAGGGUAAAAUGGUGAAAAUGGAAUGUAUGCACAUGAGUGAUGCAACAGAAGGUUUGAUCCUAACUCUAAGGAGAAAUGGCACCCCCACUGAGCUUUGUAGCUUGCGGUUUAGAAACUUUAGGAUUUGGGACAGAGUCUGCAAAGGUUCUGUAACUCUAGAGUAUGAUCAUCACACCAAAUGGGUUUACGCUGUUAUUCAGAGAGUCUCUGUGAAUGAUUCUGGGAUUUAUAACUGCACCCUGGAAAGCAUGAUUCCUCCACCUGUGAAAACACUGACCUAUACAUACAUUUGCCUUACAGUAUCAGCUCCUCCAGUUGUUGAGCUUUCCUUGGUAUCUCCUUUCUUCAAUAACUGUGAGAACACAUUGACUUGCUGCGCUUGGGACUUCUACCCUCAAGACAUCCAGUUCUCCUGGUAUAAGGAUGGAGAGUUGAUCACCAGCACUUCAAAGAAUGAUUCUUUGUUCCCCAAUAGUAAUGGCUCUUACUCCUAUAUAAGUAACCUAAUUAUUUCCCGUUCUGACUGGAGCAGAUCUGUACAGUUUUCUUGCCAAGUGAAUCAUUCUGCACUGGAAAGUCCUGUUGUCAAACAUAUAUCUUUGCCUCGAGCUGAAAAAGAUUCUUCAAAGUUGCCAAUCUGGAUCCUGGCUGCAGUGCUUGCUGGUCUCCUCAUGAUAUUGGUGAUGAUUAUUCUGGCAAUGACCCUGAUAUUCAGAUCCAAGACCACAUCACAGAGCUCUGCAGACAGAGUUAUGCCAGAGACUGCUGUGAUGCAACUGCCACAAGAAUGCCAGAGAGAGAACUGCCACACAACCUAUGCAUUGCUUAAUUAUUAUCCAGGAUCUACAUUAUGAGUGGUUGUCAAGUGUGGUAUGUGGGGUAUGAAAUACAGAAGGAAGCCUUGCAUUCCCUUGAAGUCUUCUGCACUGAACAUGAUGAUGGAAGACAGGAGCUUCUGGGGAAACAAAUAUCACCCGCUACUUAUAAUACUGAAGCCUUGAGCUGUCAAAUAACAAGUAGAGCAAAGCCACUUGUGAAGAAGGGCAGUGUGCUAGAUGCUGGUUUGAGUUCUCAAACCUAGUUAGUAUUUUAGCAAAAAAGUAACAUCUAAUCUGGCACAUAAAGGGAACUGAAAUGUCCCUGAGGUGCCUGAUCUGAGCACAAGGUGACUGUGGGCCUUUGGGAGAAGAUGCACUGCUUUGGAGCAUUACGGUCAUGACCAUGAGGUUAGGCAGCCUAGGGAAAUUUUCAGACUGCUGCUUCACAAUCCAUUGCGUGCACUUGGCUGGACUUGGCGCACUGAGUCACAAUUAAGCCAAUAUCCCAGCAACGCAGCUAAGAUAUAAUUGAUGGAAAUUCUGUUGUUCAAAUGGGUCCAAGUCAUUUUCUGAUGAUUAAAGUCCAUGCCACUGUGUCAGAUAAAAGGUGUUCUGGCUAAAUUCCAGGGUUAAUAAGAGCCUUCACUCUAAAAUGCCCUACACAUUGCAAUUGAAAUGCAGCCCACUGUGCACUUUCACAUGUCUGUCACGCUCCACCCCUGAACUGAUUGAAUUUCUAGGGUUGCUCACAGCAUUCUGCAUCCAAUCCAUACCUUGCAAAUCACUUAUUUUGGGAGCCUUCAGCAUGAAAGAGGAACUAUCUCCACUUAUGGGAAUUCCUUGGGUUAACUGUUGCCUGCAGUUGUGGAGAGCUGGAUUUGAGGAAGACCCUUCCAGUCCUGUGUCCCUAUGUUUCUAGAUAGCUGUUAGGUUUUAUCACUUUUUAUCACUUUCAUGUUUUUAUAAAUAUUGCACAAGUUAUUACUUUUACCAUAUUCUAGUGUAUUAGUGGCUUUGUUAGCCGCUGGAUCUUUAUGGAAGAUGCUGAUGAUCUUAAAUGUUGGCUCUUGUUUACAAACUGUUACUGUGUGGCAAGGAGGCAAUUGUAAACUACAACAGCAAGAUGGACUUUAUUUUUGUGUGUUCCUACUGAUCCUGAACUCUUUGGCCUGUUCUGGAGAUGCUUUAAUUGGAAUGCAUUAAUAUAUUUCAGCAUACAAAAUUACCAGAUUUUAGGUCUAAGGAUGUUACACAAAUUGCCAAUUGCUCAAACCACAAGCAAGACUUUAUAAAGGGGGAUAAGGCAAGGU